CUAUGAUACGCUUGGCGAUCGAGUUUGAUCGUGAACAUCGAGUGUAUGAACCCGGCGAACUUGUAUGUGGCAAAGUGGUUGCCGAAUUUGGAAGGCCGAAAAAGAUCAGAGCGGUCAAACUGGUGGUGAAGGGUGAGUCACUGGUGGAGUGGUCUGCGCAAAGCGAAAAACCUGACUCAGAUGGCCACUAUCAUUAUGAGUCGUUUAGUGGUCGUGAAGAAUAUUUCUCGUCGCUUUUCUAUCUUUUCGGAAGCGCCAACGGUACACCUGUCCAACUUCCAGUUGGACAGCUCGUUUACCCGUUCAAAGUUCAACUCCCGAUAAAUUUACCAAGCAGCUUCGAGCAUAAGCAUGGACAUAUCAGGUAUACAAUCAAAGCGGUAUUCGAUAGACCCUGGAAGUUCGACCACGAAGUCAAGACUGCCUUCACUGUUGCUGCGCCCCUAAACCUCAACCAGAAGCCGCAAGCUUCCCUCUCUAUCCGCGAAGAGAUCGAGCAUGGUUUUUGCUGCCUUUGCAUAUGCGUGGGUAACAUGGGUGCGACAAUUUCCAUUCCGUCAAGUGGAUACGUGCCUGGCCAGGUAAUACCUGUGACUGUGGAGUAUGAAAAUCAUUCUAACGUUGAAGUGGAGAAAAUCAAAAUCGCUCUGAACAAGAGACUCAAGUUCUACGCGAGUACACCGAGCAGUAAUACCAAGGAAGAUAAACUCAAAACUGUGGAGGCGCAAUGCCGGUCGCCAUUCAGAAAUAAAUCCGUAAAUCAGGUCACAAUAAACCUAAGGGUUCCGUCACUACCACCGUCGAAUCUUGACUAUUGUGGGAUAAUCGACCUCGACUACGUACUCAGAGUUGUCAUCUGCUUUGAGGGAAUGCACUGUAGCGUUGAGCGAAAAUUCUCCAUACUGAUCGGUACGAUCCCUCUAUACAAUUCGCUUAACGCGUACAACCUUAACAACGUCACAGCUCCACCACCGACUGCACCCUUAUUGCCGGGACUACCUCCUACUAGUGUAGUACAACCGAACAACCAGCCAGGGCCAUCAAUAGGAUUCGUAGUCACGAAUGCGCCUUAUCCAAGUCACCCCGGUCCAAGCGAGUUACCUCCACCGUCGUAUGAGGCUUGCGUUUAUGGGGCUCGCAGUAUCAGGGGCAAAGAGGAGUCUGAGUAUAUGCAUGGUGCUAGAGUUCCCUUCUCUCCGCGGUAUCCAGUGUACAACUUAUACGGUUCUGCAAAUCCAACGCCUACCGCGCCCGGCUACGGAACACAGUAGUUGCAACUUGCAUAGCACUUUCGUCACCUUUUUUUACAGCGUUGGAUGCUUAUUUCUAACGCUUCUGGAAUUCCCGGAGGGUUCAUAGGUGUGUGGAUCGUGCGGGAAAAAACAUGAUGACAAAUUGCUUGAAUAUUAUGUAUCCACUCUCUUUUUGUAAUGUUUAAACAUACCUAUUCCAAAGUGUCCAAACACGGGAUGAUAAAAUGUGCACGAUCAUCAUAGAAGUUACAAGUUUUUCACGUUUAUAUAUUGUGUUUGGUAAUUAAUUUAAGUCAAACGUUGCAAAGAGAACUUUCAUAUUUUUAUUCUACGUAUACGUGUGAACGUAAUACACAACAAAUAUGAUUUAGCGUCAUUUUCUUGUAGUAUGUGGGCUCAUUUCCGACCUAUGCUUUUAUUUUGCUGAGUAACCGAAAAUAUUAUGCCAAAUUAUGUAUAUUUGGAACAUCAAUGGAAAACAUGGUUUCGAGCGGAAUAUAUCGAGAGGUGGAUGCCGUACUACACGUAAAGUGAUAAAAAUAACAAAUUAAAUGUGAUAACGAAGCGAUAACUGAAAUGAUGAAUAUUAAUUUAUCAUACGAUAAAAGUUGAGACUGAUUUUUACAAAUUUUCACAUGCCAUGAUAUGUAGAGAGGUGCGCGUGCCGGCCAGAUUUUGCUGGAGUGGUGACAAUGCGUAUAUUUCCGUAAAAGGGCAGCCGUGACAUGUUUAUGAACCAAUCGUUCGCAAUAGAACAGUAAAUCAUAAAUACUUAGAUCGGCGAAUAUAUAUUCAUCAUUUAUUACGAAAUGUAGAGAAAUUACAAAGAACAUUACCUCAGAGAUUAGGAAGAAGAUAAAACAUAAAAUAACGAAUUGUAAGGCAAUAUAUAUCGCAUAGAAAAUUAUUAUACUUGUUUGUAAUGAGACAUAACAGUAAUUCAAAAAGUUAAUAAACGAUUGUUCGCAAAGUAAGCGCCGCUUAUGGUUACUGCGUAUUCGUUGCCAAUGAAUACGUAUAUAAUGAUAAUGAUAUAUACGGCAGAAAACAUAAAGAUAUCGAGAUAUGUCGAUGUAAUUGUCUCCGAACGCAACAACCACGGUGCCCGACUCCAGUUCUAAUGCCCGGAGAUUAUGUAAACUUACGGGAUAUAAAUUACUCACAAAAUUUGCAGUGUACGUUUUAUCGUUCCACCGACAUAAAUUUCAAGAAAAUCUGCAACAGCUGAAAUUAAGAAUAAGAUCCUAAUGUAAAACAAAUAGUUGUGUGAAUUUGUUUACCACGCAUCGAUUGCCAUAUCACUUGCCCAGUUCCAAACUAUUUGUAAAUGCUAUCGUUUGUUGUAUGAAAAAACAUUGGACACGUCAUUUUCAUAAAACUGCCUCCACACUCUGCCCCCCAAAAAUGGAUUUCU
Molecule: messenger RNA, 2667 nt
Organism: Diprion similis
Lineage: Eukaryota; Metazoa; Arthropoda; Insecta; Hymenoptera; Diprionidae
Product: arrestin domain-containing protein 2-like
Exons: 7
Coding region: 3-1271 (422 amino acids)
Biological process (GO): protein transport
Cellular component (GO): cytoplasm
Source: RefSeq, a predicted model, not a curated record